AUGCCGGUACAAGAAGGAGACCGUGAUGACGGCUCCGGUGAACCAAUGCCGGUACAAGAAGGAGACCAUGAUGACGACUCCGGUGACCGAACCGAUUCCGGCCAGCCCUCCGGAUCGAGCACAACUUCGGUAACUAGACGAGGCCCGAAGAAAACGUUGCGCUCGGAUGAAACGUUUGAGAUCAUAGCAAUCACGCGCGACGGCAAGCCGAUUGAACCCAUCCGGACAAGGGAUGCAUUUCGUGCUCAGUGCGGGGUUCUUGUUAGGGACAAGAUCCCGAUCAGUAUCCACCAAUGGCUAAAGUCUAAGAAGGAAGACCCUAAGGUGUCUUAUGUGUCCGAUAUGCAGAAAGAAGAUCUUUGGACAACGUUGAAGGCAAAUUUCACCCUACCGCCAGAGGAGGAUCCGGAGAAGCCAGUUAAAGAGCAAUUGAUCAAGUCUCAUGCUCUUAAGAAGAUGGCAGAACUAUUCAGGAGGUGGAAGAAUGAGCUGAAAUCAGAGUUUGUCGACAAAGAGAAGACACCAGAAUUCAAAGGAAAGUAUGAGAAGAUCAGAGAUCACUGGUCCGCAUUUGUGGCCCACAAGAUAUCGGAAAAGAGUAAGAAGAUGUCAGCGACAAACAAGAAAAAUGCUGCGAAGAAGAAGCAUCACCAUCGCACGGGGUCAGGUGGCUACCUCAAAGCCCGACCUUUGUGGGACAAGGCUGAGAAUGACCUGAUUGCUAAAGGGAUCGAACCAGAGACAUUGAACUGGCCAGACCGUUGCCGGACUUGGUUCUUCGGGGUUGGCGGAACCUUGGACCCUGUAACAGGGAAGUGCGUUUGGACGGACGAGCAAAUGCGAAUACCCGUCACGAAGCUUCAUCACUAUAUUAAGGCAGCGCAGCAAGGGACGUUCGUUCCAGACAGAGAGAAGGACGAGCUUACAAUGGCCCUCGGGAAUCCUGAGCACCCUGGACGAACACGAGGCACGCCAGGCUCCGUCCCGUGGAAGGCUGGGUUUCCGGACGCAGGGGGUUACAAAAGCCAGGAGAGGAGGAAGAAACUGGAGCAUAGCCAACUGCAGGCGCUGCACGCUAGGGUACUAGGGCUAGAGGAACGAGAAGCAGAUCGCACCAAACGACCUGCCGAAGCUUCCCCUGAAGCUACCCCGCCAUCUCAACGGAGAAGCAGCGUGGCUUCCACCGAGCAGCUUCAGCUGGAGCCUGUCUUCACGGCUCCUGCUAGCUACCCCGUGGAUGCUAUCACAGAGUCUCAACAUUGCCACCUCAUGGCGCAAUGGAUGAAUUUGAAAGUCAAGGCGGCUGUUGGCUCUGUUUUACCUAAUGAACCUGGCGCAACCUACCACUGUCGGUCGAUUCCAGAAGGAUAUACUAGGGUGAUGGUAGAUGAAAUAACGGACGGAUUUGAGGACCUCCAGCUUGACCACCCUACGGAGAAGUUACCAUACGAGAGGAGCCUGGAGGAAAACACAAAGAUCAUGCAAGCCGAAGUGAAGAACUUCUUUGAAGGGCAGAAACAUCCACUUCCGCAGGAGAAGAUAGAUCCGGUGAAAGUGAAGCAUACUCUGGCUGCCCUAAGGAAACCACCAAAGUCUCCGCCGAAAGGCAACUAUGAGCGCAUCCUUGAAAAGUCAUUUGUCCAAGCGGAGCGGUUGGGAAGUACUGUGUCUAGCGAUAUCGUCGCUAAUGUUCCGGGCAGGAUGGUGUCCGGUUAUAACAAUCUUGGAGAUUACCUGCCCGACGAUGUACAUUAUGAUUUCUUGGAGGUGGACGAACACAGAUACGUGUACGGGGAGCCUCUCGUCAAAGAUGAAAGAUCUCUAACGACGAUGAUGCGGAUAUUCCAUGAUUGGUACAUGAAAACCUGCCGAGAGUCUGAGGGGAGGAAUAUUUUGACGCUGAGAGUUAGAGAGGAGCAUGACCUCGUUGGAAUUGAACUGUUGAAUGUUCCAUUUGAGGAGUUCUUCGCGUUUUUCAAUCUAAAGGCCCUCGAUAAAUUAAUGGUCACUUGCUACUGCCUAUUGAAGAUCGCCGAAUUGAAGAAAAAACAAGUCGGUGAUAUUGGGUUCAUUAACACAAAUCUCAUAGAUAAAUAUAUGGUUGAAUCUCAUGCCAAAGAUACCGAGGCCAAGCUGCUACAAUCGUUUGUACCACUAUAUUCUCCUAGAGAUUAA
Aegilops tauschii subsp. strangulata is the source of this 2175-nucleotide messenger RNA. The record is from RefSeq and is a predicted model, not a curated record. NCBI's taxonomy places the organism in Eukaryota, Viridiplantae, Streptophyta, Magnoliopsida, Poales, Poaceae.